UCAGCCCUGGGGGCUGGGGAAAUGGCCCACUAGGGAAAGUGUUUUGGUUUGUAAACGUUGAGGACCUGAGUUUGGAACCCCCAGCAAUGUGACUAGAUUCAUUAGGCCCCUUCCUCCUCAGAAUGAACGAAGCUGAGCUGCAAGGAGGACUCAGACCAGACCAGUGCCUGGAAGAAACAGAACACCCAAGCUGCCUUGAAGGGACACUCCAACCUAUUGAGCUGCCUGCAGGCCGGCCGUGUACUCUAGGUUCCUGUGGGGUGGGCCUUGGUGAUUCAUCUGUCUUCAAGUCAUUUCUGGUUCACCAAGUUGGACUUUGCUGAUAUCCAUACUUUGGCGGUUCACGGGCCCCCUAUCUGAAACCAAAUAUUGCUUCAGAAUUCUUUCCCUCUCCUGAGUUAUGGUGGAUGGAUUGCAAGAGAGCAAGCUGGGCAGCCAGGCCUGGGCUGAGAUAACCCACACUCACCUGCGACCAACUAAAGUACAAGGGAAACCAAGCAGCCUAAGGAGGCCAGCAUGCCCCGGCCUCGGGAGUGGGUCUUGUCUGGAGAAGGCUCGGAAUUCCAAGACCUGCUGCCCUGGGUUCGGGGCCCUGGGUUUGCUCACGUGUGGCCGGCCCGCGCCCAACGCUCGCUGGGCAGCCCGAUGCCCAGCAUCCGCCUCCGCGUCGGGCUCCUGGCAGCCCUGGCGGCAAGUGGGGCUGUCGCCCUGCUCGGUUACUGUGUCUACGUGGACCGGAGGAGACGCAGAGACCCGGCGUUCCGGAGCUGCCUGCGGGACCAGAGAAGAGCUGAACAGUCCAAGGCCCAGGCGUGGGCCAGGCAGUUAUGGGAGCCAGCAAAGAAGGAAAAACUACAAGAAUUUUUUUUACAAGAGGUGCAGAUGGGAAAACUUUGUUUAGCUAGAGGAGAGCAUGGAAUGGGAGUUGAACAUCUCACCAAUGCCCUUUUAGUGUGUGGGCAACCGAAGGAGCUUCUGACAUUUUUCAAACACUCCCUCCCUCCUGAGGUAUUUCAGAUGCUAUUGUACAAAAUUCCCCUUAUCUGCCAGCAACUUGAGGCAGACAUGUAUGAAGAGACGUGCUUGAAGGAUGAUCCUGACUGAAACAUCUCAGUGUAUCCCAACCCAGACAGAAUACCAUGUUCUGUAUAGUAAAAACAACCGCUCAGUGAUAUUUGCAUUUAUUUUACUUUUAGUAAUAAAGUUUUUCUAUCUCAUA
Molecule: messenger RNA, 1219 nt
Organism: Mesocricetus auratus (golden hamster)
Lineage: Eukaryota; Metazoa; Chordata; Mammalia; Rodentia; Cricetidae
Gene: Tomm20l
Product: translocase of outer mitochondrial membrane 20 like
Exons: 6
Coding region: 517-1104 (195 amino acids)
Biological process (GO): tRNA import into mitochondrion; protein import into mitochondrial matrix; protein targeting
Cellular component (GO): mitochondrial outer membrane; mitochondrial outer membrane translocase complex
Molecular function (GO): transmembrane protein transporter activity
Source: RefSeq, a predicted model, not a curated record